Messenger RNA from Protopterus annectens (West African lungfish), 2698 nucleotides. RefSeq names its product zinc finger protein 271-like. The record is from RefSeq and is a predicted model, not a curated record. The coding region runs from base 1 to 2466 and encodes 821 amino acids. Gene Ontology annotation, biological process: negative regulation of transcription by RNA polymerase II. Lineage: Eukaryota; Metazoa; Chordata; Ceratodontiformes; Protopteridae. Gene Ontology annotation, molecular function: DNA-binding transcription repressor activity, RNA polymerase II-specific. The transcript has 5 exons.
AUGAAUGUUCAACAAAUCAGUAGCGAUGAAAUUGAAAUAUUCUUAAAAAAUCUUGACUUCCUUAAAAUCAGCACUAACCGAGCAAAUCUUCUAGCAGCCCCGCUCAAACAACAAGACAUAAUUGAGGUCAUUAAGAACCUAAAACCAGUCUCUUCCCACAUAUCAUUUGCUGCCACACUACUAAGUACUUCACUUUAUCAUGUUCUCAUAAAUAUGGAUAUGGCUGAACCAGUGCCAAAAAACUUUGAAGAUGUUGCUGUUGAGUUUUCAGUGGAGGAGUGGAAGAUGUUGAGUGAACACAACAAAGAGUUACACCGGGAGGUGAUGGUACAGAACUAUGAGAACAUGAUUUCUUUAGGUUAUAACAUCCCAUUGGAUGAACUUUUGUUACUUCUUAUGAAAGAUGAAACCAUUCCAGCUGCAGAGACUGAAGGAAGAACACCAGCGCAACAAACGCAACUUCCUUUAAACAGAACCAGCAUCAGCGUGAAUGGAGAAUUUGGUGUCAUUCAGACUCUGCAGUCAUCCUAUGGGAAACUCUGGGAUGCAGAAUGUGAUAGAGCUCUGCCUGAUGAGAUGCUUAUAAGGCAAGACCCAGUGAAGGUGGAAACCAGACAUAACUGCAGGCAAAAUAAUGAGGACUUUGUCAUGAAAACUGAAUUAGAAAAGCAUCUGCAAACUGAAGCAAAGGAAAUGCCAUGCAGCUGGCUUAACCAAAGCAGCAGUCUAACAUUUUACAGUAACAGUGUAAUUGGUCAGCUAAGUGACAAUGGGGAAGGACAAAAGAAUACCCCUCCAACCUGUAAACAAAUACUCAUUAGGCAGACUCUGCAUAAAGAUGUUAUGAAUGCCAAAGGUUUUUCAGAUAGAAAAAAUGUAACACUGCAGAAGAUCAGUCAUACUGGUCAGAAUCCCUUUACCACAUGUGACAAAAGUUUUACACAGAGCAAUGACAUGGCAAUACUUCAGAAUGUCCAGGUUUGGCAGCAAAAGUGUCAUCAGAGUCUCCAUACUAGCCCAACACCCUGUAAAUGUACCACAUGUGACAAGAGUAUUUUAAAGAAGAGUCGCAUGGUGACGCAUCAAUAUAUCCAUAGCACACAGAAGCCUUAUAAAUGUACAAUUUGUGACAAGACUUUUACACAGAAGAAUGGCUUGGUGAGACAUCAGUAUUGCCAUAGUGGGCAGAAGCCAUAUAAAUGCUCCAUGUGUGACAAGAGUUUUGUGCGGAAGAUUCGACUGGUAUACCAUCAGAAUGUGCAUACUGGGCAGAAACCAUAUAAAUGCACCAUCUGUGACAAGAGUUUUGCAUCCAAUUCCAGUAUGCUGAGUCAUCAUAGGCUCCAUGGUAGGCAGAAAAAAUAUAAAUGCCCCAUAUGUGACAAGAGUUUUGUACGAAAGAAUUACUUGAUGAUACAUAACUAUACGCACAGUGGGCAAAAACCACAUAAAUGCACCAUGUGUGACAAGAGUUUUGUAACAAAGAAUGGCUUGAUGAUGCACAACUAUGCCCAUGGUGGUCAGAAGCCAUAUAAGUGCACCAUGUGUGACAAGAGUUUUGUGCAAAAGAAUCGACUGGUAUGCCAUCAGAAUAUGCAUACUGGACAGAGACCUUAUAAAUGUACCAUUUGUGACAAGAGGUUUUUACAGAAACUUCAGAUGGUGAGACAUCAAUAUAUCCAUAGUAUGCAUAGUGUGCCGAAGCCAUAUAAAUGCUGCAUGUGUGACAAGAGGUUUGUGCAGAAGUCUCACAUGGUCAGACAUCAAUAUAUUCAUAGUAGGCAGAAGCCUUAUAAAUGUACCAUUUGUGGCAAGAGUUUUGUAGAGAAGAAUCUCUUGGUGACGCAUCACUAUACCCAUAGUGGCCAGAAACCAUAUAAAUGCACCAUGUGUGACAAGAGUUUUUCAUACAAAAAAGGUAUGGUGAUUCAUCAGAGGCUCCACACUGGGCAAAAGCCAUAUAAAUGCUCCAUGUGUGACAAGAGUUUUAUGCAGAAGACUCAAUUGGUGAUACAUCAGUAUAACCAUAGUGGACAGAAACCAUACAAAUGUACUAUGUGUGACAAGACUUUUUCAUACAAAAACUGUAUGGUGAUUCAUGAGAGGCUCCACACUGGGCAGAAGCCAUAUAAAUGUACCAUGUGUGACAAGAGCUUUGUACAGAGGAAUCACUUGGUGCUACAUCAGUAUAACCAUAGUGGGCAGAAACCAUACAAAUGUACCACGUGUGACAAGAGCUUUGCAUGGAAGCAUCAAAUGGUAGAUCACCAGAAGAUGCACAGUGGAAAGAAAUCCUAUAAAUGUCGGACAUGUGGCAAGAGUUUUGUAGAAAAGAGACGUAUGAUAGCGCAUGAAAUAGUUCACACAGAGUAUAAGCCAUAUAAAUGCACCACAUGUGGUAGGACUUUUAAACAUAAAAGUGGUGUGAGUAGACAUCAGAGAGUCCACUCUGGACAGAAAAUGUAGAUGGCCCCCCCCAUUGUAGAAGGAAGUAGCAGUCCACAAAAACGACAAAAAUUGAUUGACCAAAGAAGAGCCAUAAAGAAGAUAGAGUGGACUAUUGAGGAUAAGAAAGAGAUUAUGUACUGGUACUAUUAUGUAAAAAGCUCAGAACUUCCAGGCACAGGAUAUACAAAACAAUUAAGAGGGAAAUUAGAGGAAAGAAAAAUACUUCCACAGGAAAAACUGUCAGAAGCUU